Molecule: messenger RNA, 361 nt
Organism: Staurois parvus
Lineage: Eukaryota; Metazoa; Chordata; Amphibia; Anura; Ranidae
Source: the annotation of a GenBank genome assembly
CAUAAAGAGGGGAGUAUUUAAAUUUGCUGUUUCCACCUGAAUUCCGGGUUGGGCAGUGAAUGGGGGAAGUAAGUGUGCUGCAGAAUUUGGUGGGCUGCCAAUCGGGAUUUGCAAGCACACUCCGGAAGGACACUAGGGGCUUCUACAGGCCUGUCUGCGAAAUCUGGUGGCCGCGGGACACUACUUGUGCUCGCCACGUCACCAGCUUGUUACUGCACUUAUGGGACUCGCCACGUCAACAAGUGAUACUGCAGUGCUGGUAUGUAUACGACCAGGAUGUACUAGGCCGCUGGUGCUUUGCCAGUUCACCAAAAGGUAGAACGGCACUAGUACUGGCACUCUGCUGCAUAUGAGAGUCAUC